AUUUUAUAAAUCUAUUUAUGGUAAGACAUUCCUUAGUAAUAAUACAUGUUUAUUAAAUGUAACAAGUUGUGGACUGUUGGUAAAAUUCUGUAUCUUUGGCAUGAAUAACAAUGCGAGUUGCAAAAACACAUGGCAUCACUGAAUAAUGUGUUUUUUGUGUAUAAUUUAUUGAAUUCAUGCAGUUUUAUUAGGCUACCAACAUUGCAGCAUUACAUUUGAACUAAUGUAGCCUACACUAAUUUAUAGGGAUGAUGUUUGGAUUAAGGAAUAUGAUAAUGCCAUAUAACUAUCUAUUCAUAAUAAAUAAUCUAAUUUCAACUGGGGACUUAAAGUUCUCAAACAAUAUGAGAAGAAGGGAUGGUGAAGAAUAGUGUGAUUCAUUGCAAACACACCAACCCAUUACAGACUAUCAAGACACAGAACCAUGUUGAUUGGGUGUUUUAUAGUAGUAAUAGCACCAGAUAAUUACAUGGCAAGUAGAAUAGAGGAAACAUUAAAUAUGGUGUGUAGGCCUAUAGCAGCCAGAUAGACGCUAAAGAGGUUACUUUUGCUACAUUGUAUUGUAUUCAUUUUCUUUUGAAAAUACAUCAACUCUGUCCCAAAUGGCCUAUUCCCUAUAAAUUAGUGCACUGGGCCUUGAUCAAAAUAAGUGAUCACAGAGCAGGCCUUAAAGCCUAAUCUUGUUGAUGUGUGCUCCGUCACAAUGGGCUAGUUCCAUGCCGCAAACAUUUUAUGGAUCUUCAUCCAGGAUUUCACUGCUACAGUCCUCUGAAAGGCAUUGGGUCUGCUGCUAUUGGUUCCCGAUGUGAAGUUUCCCUAGGUACAGCUCUAGGAUCAGCUUCCCCUCCCUCAAUCCUAACCUUAACCUUUCGUGUGAAAAAGACCUCAAUAGAAGACCCCUUUUAAUGUGCUUAAUUUUUCAAAACAAUAAUAAACACCAUAACAUUUGAUAUAUCCCGAGGAAUCACAUUGUUUCAUAAUCCUAAAGAUGUUAUGAAUGUAGAAAUGUGACUAAUCACAUAAAGUGAGACUGAGCAAUUCUGACUCGUCAACUGGGGUGAAUUUCAGUCAAAUAAGUGACAACAUUUUUUAGGCUGUUUGUGAACAGUCACAUUGAAGUCAUCUUAUCCUUGAUGCAGGUGCUUCUCAAGAAACUGAUAGGGAGUGACUACAGGCUACUAUUUCAAAAUGCUUAUCUGAUGUAGAGAUACAAAUUCAAGGUGCAGUGUUUGUCUUCUCUGUGAAACACAAUCAACCUGAUCAAUUUCACAUAGAAAUGUUUAGUUAUAGAUCUGUCGUUCUCAUUGAAAGCAAGUCUAAGAAGAGGUAGAUCUGUUCUAUGUGCGUUAUUUAUAUGCUUCCUGUUCUUAAGUUUAGUUGUUGCGUCUUUUACUUUACCUUUAAGUGACCUUUGCUUUUUAAAAAGAGUGGAAUAUCCACUCUACUUUAAGGUAUUUUUAUCAGGCUUUGUUAAUGGACACAUAUGGGGAAAUAGAAAUGAGGGAGACACAGGAGGAAGGGUGGAGACAGGAAAUGAACCCCGUUUUCCAGUGGGGAGCCAUGUGCUUGAUGCCGGGUUCUGAAAAAAAGCAUUGUUCACUAAAAUGAAAGCAUUGUUCACUAAAAUGGUCUGUUUCCGCCCUGUUGGGGCAGGUCUAUUGGUUACACAGUAAUGUCUGGAAAAGUUUCAUAAUGAUGAUGUAGAUCCUGCUAAGAUUGUGCUGGUCUGGGCAAUGAGUGGUGAGUUUGUAUAAUGGCAAUUGGUGUAUUAUACAGCCAAUGGUAGCACAUCUUUCCCACUGCAACCUUGAAUUGCUUCACCAUUACUCUAAUUUAGACAUGUCUGUGUGUGUGUGUGUACGUGAGUACUCUCAAAUAUAUUUCAAAUUGCAUUGGUACUUCAGCCUACAGACACCAUUAAGAUUGGGGUUUACAAAUGUGUCACAAACAACGUAGGAUGUGCCACUUUCAGAUGAGUGGGCUGGGACUAUAUAUUUACCUGGAAUUUGCUUUGGCAUCUCUUACCACCUCUGUCACCAUCGCAAGCAGUUAACCAAUGUUUUCUGUUUGGUAGAAAGCUGAGUGGUGGGGCUGGGAAAGGAUGUAUGUAAUGUAACCACUCUCAAAUUCACUACCAUGUGAGAGUUUCACUACCUUGUGAGUGGAACAACUACAGAUCCACAGUAAUGACCAUAUUUCAAUCAAUGGUAUGAAAAUUAUUUUGGAAAGCUCAACCCCUGACCUUAAUGGGUGAUUUAGCGAGAUAGAGAACUUAUCAAAAUGCUGUUUUUUACCGAGAGUCAAGUGUGGUCUUGGUGCUGUUUCCUCCUCUGUGUGAUUUCCGGUUUAGUCAAUGUUUCACAUCCAACAGACACAGCAAUAGUUUCUUGUGUUUCUUUCUUCUUAUACGGGUCAUUUGUUAUUUUCAGGAGUGUGACAUUCAUUUCCAUUUUGGUCAUUUAGUUUAUACCAGAGUGAUUUACAGUCAGUGCAUUCAGAUAAGGUAGGUAAAACAACUACAUAUCACAGUUAUUGCAAGUAAAAUCUUCCUAAAAAGCAGCAGUUAUUAGCGAAAUUGGCGGUGGUGCUAUUAAGUGCAAUAACAACAAGUACAACAGUUAUGUGUUAAUUUAGGGUACCACACAACAUUCAUUCUAUUUUGCUUUAUUUUUGUAUAUUUUGUUGUUGUAUUGGUUUUGUGCCAUACUGUCUGUAGAAAUUACAGUGAAUGGACGAUAUAGCCUAAUAUUCAAUCCCAAACGGUGUUCUGUACGAAACGAACUGCCACGUGUGACGUCAAUGACACUAUUAAUCCCAACUAAUCUUCAAUCUUAACAUAGGCCGUCCGAAGCAGAACCGCAAAGCAUUGGACCCGCAAAGCAUUGUUCUUAUUAACUGACUUACCUAGUUAAAUAAAGUGAAAAAUAUAUAUAUAUAUGCUUAGGACGGUUGGCAGGACCAUAAAAUCAAUAGCUCUCACAAUGUUCUCUUGUAUAAUCUUUCUUUGCGUAAAUAACAAGGCUAAUAAGGCUCAAAUUCACUACCAUGUGAGAGUUUCACUACCUUGUGAGUGGAACAACUACAGAUCCACAGUAAUGACCAUAUUUCAAUCAAUGGUAUGAAAAUUAUUUUGGAAAGCUCAACCCCUGACCUUAAUGGGUGAUUUAGCAAGAUAGAGAACUUAUCAAAAAUGCUGUUUUUUGCAGAGAGUCAAGUGUGGUCUUGGUGCUGUUUCCUCCUCUGUGUGAUUUCCGGUUUAGUCAAUGUUUCACAUCCAACAGACACAGCAAUAGUUUCUUGUGUUUCUUUCUUCUUAUACGGGUCAUUUGUUAUUUUCAGGAGUGUGACAUUCAUUUCCAUUUUGGUCAUUUAGUUUAUACCAGAGUGAUUUACAGUCAGUGCAUUCAGAUAAGGUUUAAGGGUCUCUUUGAUGCCAGCAUUUGCCCUCAAGAAGGACGGCCGCACCACCUUUCUUUUCAAGUGAGGACAGCACAACAAGGACCUGAGCCCUAGGACCAUGCCCCAGGACUACCUGACAUGAUGACUCCUUGCUGUCCCCAGUCCACCUGGCCAUGCUGCUGUUCCAGUUUCAACUGACCUGAGCCCUAGGACCAUGCCCCAGGACUACCUGACAUGAUGACUCCUUGCUGUCCCCAGUCCACCUGGCCAUGCUGCUGCUCCAGUUUCAACUUCCACCUGACUGUGCUGCUGCUCCAGUUUCAACUGUUCUGCCUUAUUAUUAUUCGACCAUGCUGGUCAUUUAUGAACAUUUGAACAUCUUGGCCAUGUUCUGUUAUAAUCUCCACCCGGCACAGCCAGAAGAGGACUGGCCACCCCACAUAGCCUGGUUCCUCUCUAGGUUUCUUCCUAGGUUUUGGCCUUUCUAGGGAGUUUUUCCUAGCCACCGUGCUUCUACACCUGCAUUGCUUGCUGUUUGGGGUUUUAGGCUGGGUUUCUGUACAGCACUUUGAGAUAUCAGCUAUAAAUUUGAUUGAUUGAUUGAUUGAUUGGUUGUACCUGCACCAAAACUCCAGUAUUUUUCCUUCAUAGCUUGUUCUCCAUCUUCUUUUUAAAUAAGGAGCCAAUUUGUUUUCAGCACUUUUAUUUCCAUGAUUGACCAAAACAUUUUAUUAUGGCUCUCUCAUGUCCCAAUAUGUUUGUACUAUGGUAUCUCAAUAAAAUCACAUUAUUUAAUGGCGAGGCAUGUAGAAUCGCAAUACAUAUCGUAUCGGCACCUAAGUAUUGUGAUAAUAUUGUAUUGUGAGGACCCUGGCAAUUCCUAGCUUGUGUGUGUGUGUGUGAGAGAGAGCUUUUGUGUGUGUGUGUGUAGACCAACCUAUGAGGGGAGGGAGGAAAAGGGCAGUUGUUACAGCUGACUGGUGGCUAGCUGAUUAGGCGAUCUAUUAAAUGGGAUGUUCCUCUCUCUCUCUCUCUCUCUCUCUCACUCACUCACUCACUCACUCACUCACUCACUCACUCACUCACUCACUCACUCACUCACUCACUCACUCACUCACUCAGGGUGAAACCAUCACCACAAACACUCCAGACAUGAGAAGGAGCAGGUGAAGAUGUCCCUGAAGAACACCAAAACAUGGUCCAGAGUACUUGUACCUGUGCUGCUGCUGUGCUGUGUGUCCUACUACUAUUCACAUUUCUUCCUUCAGAGUGUGAGCAGGAACACUCAACUUUUCUUGAAGCUGGAGGAUUUCUUCUGGCGACGCUACUUGUCCACGUUAGCCUUGCCUUAUGGUGUUAAGGGCAGUGAGCUUUUUCUCAUGAAAGCAUUGGCAGCCAUGGCUAGCUAUGACAUGCCUGAGACGAUAAAACAUUUGCCUUGCAAAACCUGCAUGGUGGUUGGAAAUGGGUUCGCGAUCAAGAACACCUCGUUAGGAAGUGCCAUUAACAAGUAUGACAUAGUGAUCAGAUUGAACGAUGCACCAGUUCGGGGGUAUGAGGCCGACGUGGGGAACAAGACUACCAUGCGCCUCUUCUACCCUGAGUCGGCUUCCUACAACCCCAGCAUCCACAAUGACCCUGACACCCUCAUGGUCCUCGUGCCUUUCAAGCAGCAGGACGUGCGCUGGCUCAAAGAGAUCCUGUACAAUGAGAAGAGGAUCAGAAAGGGCUUCUGGAAACCCCCUCCUGAGAUCUGGUUGGGUAAAACCAGCCACAUCCGCAUCCUGGACCCCUACUUCCUGCAGCAAACUGCCAGCCGCCUGCUCCGCUUGCCUCUCAACACACCUCCAAAGACCAACCAGAUCCCAGCGCACCCUACAACUGGCAUUCUGGCCAUCUACGUGGCCCUUAACUACUGUGACGUGAUCCACAUCGCUGGAUUUGGCUACCCAGAGUCUAAAGACCUGAAGCACCCCAUUCACUACUAUGGCUAUGACACCAUGAAGUCUAUGAAGAAUUCGUACCACAACCUCUCCCAUGAGGUGAAAGCUCUGAAGCGACUAGAGGACUCUGGUGCUGUUGUAUACCUACACCCUCACUCCUGACCAAUGCAACACUAAGAGUAGUGCACAAGUGAAUGAUACAAUUGUAUAUAAUAUAUUAUAAACUGGGUGGUUCGAGCCCUGAAUGCUGAUUGGCUGACAGCUGUGGAAUAAAAUUAGCAUACAUUUCCAUAUGGGUGGCCCCAGCGGGAAUCAAACACACAAUCCAGACUAAUGUACCAACUGAGCUACACAGGACCACAGUGAAGGAAGAUAGUUGGGACACUGAAAAAGGACUAUCCUUUCCUACACACCUUUAUCACAAUCUGAUAAACAUCCAGUGUGUUUUAGGGAUUAACAUGGGUAUCCGGGAUCUUGGGACUGUCCCAGGAGCACUCUUCACACAGUAGCGGUGGGUGGGGAAAAUCACUGGGGGAGCCAAGGCAGGAGAAAAAAGCCAUAUUACAACCUACAGUUGAAGUCGGAACUUUACAUACACCUUAGCCAAAUACAUUUAAACUCAGUUUUUCACAAUUCCUGAGAUUUAAUCAGAGUAAAAAUCCCCUGCUUUAGGUCAGUUAGGAUCACCACUUCAUUUUAAGAAUGUGAAAUGUCAGAAUAAUAGUAGAGAGAAUGAUUUAUUUCAGCUUUUAUUUCUUUCAUCACAUUCCAAGUGGGUCAGAAGUUUACAUACGCUCAAUUAGUACUUGGUAGCAUUGCCUUUAAAUUGUUUAACUUGGGUCAAACGUUUUGGGUAGCCUUCCACAAUCUUCCCACAAUAAGUUGGGUGAAUCUUGGCCCAUUCCUCCUGACAGAGCUGGUGUAACUGAGUCAGGUUUGUAGGCCUCCUUGCUCACACACGCUUUUUCAGUUCUGCCCACAAAUUUUCUAUAGGAUUGAGGUCAGGGCUUUGUGAUGGCCACUCCAAUACCGUGACUUUGUUGUCCUUAAGCCAUUUUGCCACAACUUUGGAAGUAUGCUUGGGGUCAUUGUCCAUUUGGAAGAUCCAUUUGCGACCAAGCUUUAACUUGGUCACAUAUGAAGGCACUGAUCUCUUGAGAUGUUGCUUCAAUAUAUCCACAAUUUUCUCCCCUCAUGAUGCUAUCUAUUUUGUGAAGUGCACCAGUCCCUCCUGCAGCAAAGCACCCCCCUAACAUGAUACUGCCACCCUUGUGCUUCACGGUUGGGAUGGUGUUCUUCGGCUUGCAAGCCUCCCCCCUUUUCCUUCAAACAUAACGAUGGUCAUUAUGGCCAAACAGUUCUAUUUUUGUUUCAUCAGACCAGAGGACAUUUCUCCAAAAAGAACAGUCUUUGUCCCCAUGUGCAGUUGCAAACUGUAGCUUUCUUAUAGCGGUUUUGGAGCAGUGGCUUCUUCCUUGCUGAGCAGCCUUUCACGUUAUGUCGAUAUAGGACUCGUUUUACUGUGGAUAUAGAUACUUUUGUACCUGUUUCCUCCAGCAUCUUCACAAGGUCCUUGGCUGUUGUUCUGGGAUUGAUUUGCACUUUUCGCACCAAAGUACAUUAAUCUCAAGGAGACAGAACGCGUCUCCUUCCUGUGAGGUAUGGCGGCUGCGUGGUCCCACGGUGUUCAUACUUGCAUACUAUUGCUUGUACAGUUGAACGUGGUACCUUCAGGCGUUUGGAAAUUGCUCCCAAGGAUGAACCAGACUUGUGGAGGUCUACAAUUUAUUUUCUGAGCACUUGGCUGAUUUCUUUUGAUUUUCCCAUGAUGUCAAGCAAAGAGGCACUGAGGUGAAGGUAGGUCUUGAAAUACAUCCACAGGUACACCUCCAAUUGACUCAAAUGAUGUCAAUUAGCCUAUCAGAAGCUUCUAAAGCCAUGACAUAAUUUUCUGCAAUUUUCCAAGCUGUUUAAAGGCACAGUCAACUUAGUGUUUUUAAACUUCUGACCCACUGGAAUUGUGAUACAAUGAAUUAUAAGUGAAAUAAUCUGUCUGUAAACGAUUGUUGGAAAAAUUACUUGUGUCAUGCACAAAGUAGAUUUCCUAACCGACUUGCCAAAACUAUAGUUUGUGAGAAAAAUUUUUUGUGGAGUGGUUGAAAAACGAGUUUUAAUGACUCCAACCUAAGUGUAUGUAACUUCCGACUUGUGUGUUGUUGUAAUUGCGGUGUUGUCUCUAUAAAGUGUUAGUUCAUUUGCCUUGCCACUGUGAUAUAUAAGCCUAAGGCCGAGACAAUAAGAAGACACAGUGGCAGAAUAAAUUCAACCACAUUUUUUUUCAUCACAAAACCAGAGAGCAACAUCUGUCCGGUGAAGUCCACAAAGCAUAUUGCAUGUAACAAACCAUUACAUGACCUACAGCAUGGUCAGGCAAGUUAAUGCUUCCAACAUCAAUCAAGCUAUUGAUUUAGAACACCGGAGAGUUAACGCAAGUUGCAAAGAAACAGGAGCUGCCUCCACCAUUCCAGGACCAUUUUAACUUCAACAUCGUCAAAUCACCUCUGCUUAGUCUAAUACAGUGCCAACUAAAAGAUUCCAAAAACGAUUUAGUCCAAUCAACAUAAGAUAAAUAUCAUGUGGUUGUCCAUGGUACUGAUUUUUGUGUGUGUGUGUAAGUUGAAAAAACAUGUUGACUCACCCUACUUGAAGAAAAAUGCCAAUCCCAUCCUCCUCUCUUCAUGUUGUCUUACAGUACUUACUUUUAGUUUUGUUAUCCUAGGCUACCUGGCUAAAAUGCUUGCUCGCUAGCCUAACUUCCGUUCAUGGGCAACGAUUAGCCAGCUAAUUAACAUUUGCCUACCUAGCUACAUAUUGAACUUCCAUCCUCUCAGGCCAGAUGCACAAUGUAUGAACUUAUGGUUGGAUCAGAUUCAUCUUCAUAAUCAUUGGCCAGUACUAAAAUGACUAGAACAUUAAUAUCUUAUAUUCUGAUAACAUGGCAACCAUUUUCUGUGUAUGUUUGAUGGGAUGUUGAUGGAAUAUUUACCUAACCCACAAAAAACUGGACACAUUCAUGUUUUUGCCAUGUUCUCAUAAAACUGCUACAGAUUUCCAACACAUUCCUCCCUAUCCUGUAGGUGACCUUUGCACAUAGCAUCUUAUUGCUUUUCACUCUGGAAACCUUUGUCCUAUUUUGAAAUUAAAGAACAUUUAUUUAGGCCUGGAUUCAAUCCCUAUCGCUGGAGAUCCGUGUUAAAAUGUAAAGGUAGACUAAGUUCCGAUUGAGCCGACAUAUAUGCAGCUUUUACCGUGAAUGCAGUCUCCCGGACCACAGAAACAUUGCCUUUAAUUCUUAAUCACUAUAAAGCGGAUUUUCAGCUCUACAGAUUGAAUAGAGCCGUUAAUUCAUUAAUUCACAUGGUAGGGUAUAGAGUAGGGAAAUUAUGUGACAAUAUAAGAUAUUAAUUUUAGAAAAUACACAAUAGCUGUGAAAAGUGGCUGUCACAUUGAUGACACUGACUGGAAGUUAGUAGUGCCACCAGACCUGAUUCGAGGUGGACCUUUUUGGCUGUGGUGGUUGCCAGAUAUUUGGCACUACAGCAGGGCGUGUUGGUCUCAUAGAUGCUGUGGAAGCUGUUGUAGUUCACCUCAUAGAAGCCCUUAUCCAGGGAGAGGACUGGUGUGAAGCGAAACCCCUACAGCACCUCAGUGUCCAAAUAGGAGCUUCGAGCUUGACACAUCAUUCCUGUAAAAGAUUGGAGAGGUUCAUUAGAUUCCUUUUUUUUGCACUUCAAAAGCAUACAAAAAACAUCUUAAAGACAAACACAAACAAUGCCUGCAUCUCAUCUGCUCAUACCCGCAUGCUCACACCCCCAACCUUAGUGCCUGCAUCUCAUCUGCUCAUACCCGCAUGCUCACACCCCCAACCUUAGUGCCUGCAUCUCAUCUGCUCAUACCCGCAUGCUCACACCCCCAACCUUAGUGCCUGCAUUAAUGUUUGCCGCUUUGCCUUAAAUUGUACCAAUUUGUUUUUUCUCGGUUGCCCAUCCUAUUUCAUUAAUAAAACAUUCGAUUUUUCCAUUGUGU
This is a messenger RNA of Oncorhynchus kisutch (coho salmon), 9428 nucleotides long. RefSeq names its product CMP-N-acetylneuraminate-beta-galactosamide-alpha-2,3-sialyltransferase 4. The transcript has 11 exons. Gene Ontology annotation, molecular function: sialyltransferase activity. NCBI's taxonomy places the organism in Eukaryota, Metazoa, Chordata, Actinopteri, Salmoniformes, Salmonidae. Gene Ontology annotation, biological process: glycolipid biosynthetic process. The record is from RefSeq and is a predicted model, not a curated record. Bases 4572 to 5504 code for a protein of 310 amino acids.